Prunus armeniaca (apricot) is the source of this 2550-nucleotide messenger RNA. NCBI's taxonomy places the organism in Eukaryota, Viridiplantae, Streptophyta, Magnoliopsida, Rosales, Rosaceae. The record is from the annotation of a GenBank genome assembly.
AUGGAUGGAAAAGAAGAUGGUGAAGCAUACGAAGAGCAGGCUUCCUCGCCUAUUCAGGUUUUGCAGGAGAUAUCCGAGGAGGCAUUUAAAAUGGCAGGGGAGACACUGCAAAACAUGUACUCGGGUAAUUCGAGCAUGCCGCCAUUGGCACCGGGGCAUAGACGCUCCCAAAGUGAAGUUGUAACUACGAGACACCGGCGCAGUAACAGCUUGCAGAAAUUGAAAUGUCAAAUGCAGAAGGCUUGGAAAUGGGGUAGCAAUUCGAGGGGGGAUUUGCGAUUGGCUUUCAAUCCUGAGGUUUUGGCAAACCAAAAACGCCAAUGGUAUCAGCUUCACUCCAGAUCAAAGGACCGUAUAAAAUUGACGGAGCCAGAUUCACUGUUUGAGCAUUUUAUUAUCUCGGGGCUUCAUCCUGAUGUUAACCUUGAGACUGUGGAGGGUGCAUUUGUCAAGAGAAGGAAAUGGGAGAUAGAUAUGAUAAACUCUGGAAUAGUAGACCUUACAUUGCUACAGCAGCGGGGACCUCCAAUCCCAACAUUAGAACCUCAGAUACUUUUUAAAUAUCCUCCUGGGAAGCGGCUAGCAAUGCGUUUGAAAGAUUUAUCUGCCUUUUGUUUUCCUGGAGGGGUUAAGGCACGGUUAAUGGAGAAGACUCCUUCACUAAGUGAUUUGAAUCAAGUUGUUUAUGGACAGGAGCAUUUAGGCAAAGAUGAUUUAGCAUUUAUUUUCUCACUCAAGGUGGCAGACAAUGCAACACUUUAUGGUAUUUGCCUACAUGUGUCAGAAAUUGUUCAGAGGCCUCCUGCUAUCUUAGGCAUCUCAUCCCCUCAUCCUCAUUCAUCUGGAGGACUCUUCCGUUUUUUGGUUUCUGCACCUCGAUGCUACUGUGUGCUAUCCAGAGUUCCUUUUUUUGAGUUACAUUAUGAGAUGCUCAAUAGUAUCAUUCAAGAGGAGCGUCUGAAUCGAAUAACACAAUUUGCUAGUGAAAUAUCCCUCCAUGAUUAUGUUCCUACAUUGCCCAAAGUACAUGAUGAAAUGAAUGAUCAUGAUGAUUCCCCUCAUAAGGAGUCAUUUGAUGAUUGGAUGGACUCUGCAAUACCUGUUGACAGUGCACUAGCCCUUACGGCUGCUGGUGCAGGAAUUAGAUCAGAUGAUGAGACUCCACCUUCUUCACUCAAGAUAUGGGAACCUCAGUCCCCUGAAAGUGUUACUGCUAGUGAGAGUUCAGAUUUUAGUCAAGUACGGUAUUUAGACAAGGAUGGUAGAAAGGAUUCACAAUGUUAUGAUGACUAUGGUUUUGAGGCCAUAGAAACUCACUCGGAGACUUCAGAAAGAAUAUAUGGAAGCUAUGGAAAUGGCCACACUUCUCCAGAGGUUGGGCCAUCUUUCUCCUCCAGGAAUCGCACAUUGGAGAGUCUUGGGAGUUCUGAAUAUCUAUUUAGAAAUGGCCAUACUUCUCCAGAGGUUGGGACAUCGUUUUCCUCUAGGAGUCGCACAUUGGAACGUCUUGGGAGUUCUGAAUCUCUAUUCAGUCCAGCUAGAAGCAUGGUAUCAGAGGAUGACGACGAUGACCUUUUCUCAAAUUGUGAGAAAGAGUUUGGUGAUGAAUUGAUAAUGGAAUGGGCUAGGGAGAAUAAGAACGAUUUGCUACAGAUUGUUUGUGGUUUUCAUGCUCUGCCUCUUCCCCAACCAGGAAGUGAACUAGCUUUUCAACCUCUUGAACAUCUACAGGCUAUUGAGUAUAGGCGACCUCCAGUUACUGCCCUUGGUUUUGAUGAAAAAAGUUUAGAUUCGUUUGAAGAUCCUGGGGUCAAUGCUAAAUUGGCUGCUGCUGAGGAAGCUUUUGCACUAUCACUAUGGACGACUGCUACAAUUUGCCGAGUUCUCUCCCUUGAAAGCAUUUUAGCGUUGUUUGCGGGUGUGUUACUAGAAAAACAAGUGGUAGUAGUGUGUCCGAAUCUGGGUGUGCUAUCAGCUACAGUGUUAUCUCUCAUUCCCAUGAUUCGUCCAUUUCAAUGGCAGAGUUUAAUGCUUCCUGUUCUACCAGGGAAAAUGGUUGAUUUUCUUGACGCCCCAGUUCCGUUUAUUAUCGGGAUACAACAAGUUCCUGCAGAUCUAAAGAGGAAAGCAUGGGAUCCUGUUCAAGUUAAUGUGCAAAAGGAUCAGGUGAAAAUGUGUCAUUUGCCAACACUUCCAAGACAUAAAGAUCUGGCCUCUGAACUAGGGCCCAUCCAUGCUAGACUGUCACGUGAAGGUUCAUUUGCUAAAAAGCAUCCUGUAUAUAGGUGCAACGAAGUGCAGGUCGAAGCUGCAGGUCAGUUUUUAGACGUCAUGAAGAACUACUUGGAGUCACUUUGUUCUGAGCUAAGGUCUUACACAAUAACGAGUGUACAAUCAAACAAUGACAGGGUUUCUUUACUUCUUAAAGAGAGCUUCAUUGAUUCCUUUCCUAGCAAGGACCGGUCGUUUAUCAAGUUGUUUGUAGACACACAAAUGUUCACUGUUCUAUCGGACUCUCGCCUGUCAAGCUUCGAGAAUGGUGAACCCUAA